Molecule: messenger RNA, 1422 nt
Organism: Cercospora beticola
Lineage: Eukaryota; Fungi; Ascomycota; Dothideomycetes; Mycosphaerellales; Mycosphaerellaceae
Product: NADH:flavin oxidoreductase/NADH oxidase family protein
Molecular function (GO): oxidoreductase activity; FMN binding
Source: RefSeq, a predicted model, not a curated record
AUGGAGUACGACAAAGCAGCAGCAGCCGGAGUGCCUGAAGCUCAAGCAUAUCCUCACCAGAGCGUCCAAGCGGGUGACAGAGAUGGCGAGCUCCGCAUCGAUGGUCCCAAAGUGGACACUUCUCUACCAGCAGAACCCAUCACAUUUCCAUUCUCAGGUCGCACUGCGAAGAACCGAUUCCUCAAAGCGCCCAUGACAGAGCGCUUAUGCCACUGGAAUAAACCGGAUGAACCCAUUACCAAACGAGGCUAUCCAUCGCCAGAAUAUGAACAUCUCUAUCGACGCUGGGGCGAAGGCGAGAUAGGCGUCAUCGUUUCCGGCAAUACAAUGUUACGCUACGAUGCCGUGGAAGCCUUUGGCAACCCAAUCCUGCAAGACGAUCAUGAUGGUAGAGUGGAAGCAUUUCGAAAAGUGACCAAAGCUGCCCAAGCUCAUGGCAGUCUGAUUGUUGCACAGCUGAGCCAUCCGGGAAGGCAAGGAGGAGCUGCACUGAACCCUAACCCUGUCAGUGCUUCAGAUGUCCAGCUAAACAUCAAAUGGGCUGGCAAUUGGUUCAAUAAACCGAGAGCUUUGAGUGUUACUGAGAUCCACGAACUCGUGAGGCAAUGGGGUGAGACUGCAUAUUUGUGCUACAAAGCAGGUUUCGAUGGAGUCCAAAUCCAUACUGCACAUGGCUACCUCCUAGCUCAAUUCUUCGCCUCCACUACCAAUAAACGCACAGAUGAGUAUGGCGGCUCGCUAGAGAACAGAAGCAGGAUUAUCUUUGAAAUCAUCGACGAAGUCAAGCGACGCGUGAACGAUCCCAAGUUCAUCAUCUGCGUCAAGGUGAACUCAGUCGAAUUCCAGCCCGGUGGCCAGACGCCCGAAGACUGUCGCAAUCUCUGCGUCAAAUUUGAAGAGGCAGGAGUCGACUUCAUCGACUUAUCUGGCGGAACAUUCGAAGGUCGAGCUUUCGAACACAAGAAAGAGUCUACCAAAGCAAGAGAAUCCUACUUCAUUGAAUUUGCCGAGCUCAUUCGACCUUUGCUCAAGAAGACGAAAUUGUACGUUACCGGAGGCUUCCGGACGGCGUCUGGUAUGGUUCGUGCUCUGGAAGACCAGGCGUGCGAUGGUAUCGGGAUUGGCAGACCGCUGGGUGCGGAGCCGUAUCUGUGUAAAGAGAUCCUUUCUGGAAAGGUCACAGGCGCUAUCGAAAAUUUCGUGCCUUUGCCAAAGAACACUCAAGCGACAGGGAUGCAAUUGUACCAAAUUGCGAACAGUGAUGAGCUUAUCAGUGAUUUCAGCGAGAAGAGUGAAGUGCAAAGAUGGCUGGAAGCAGAUCAGAUCGAGGAGAAGAGGAAGAUGAACGUGUUACCAAUUGUCGAUUCUUCAGGCUACGCGCCUAUCAAAGCCCACGCAGGAUUCGCAUAUCUGAGGUCAUGA